AUGGAGAGCAAUGCGUCCUCCGGGAACUGUACUGAUCCCCAGAUGUCCUUCCAGUCCACCCUGUACGCGACCACGUACACCCUCAUAUUCAUCCCCGGCCUCCUGGCAAACAGCGCUCCCCUGUGGGUCUUGUGCCGCUUCAUCAGCAAGAAGAGCAAAGCCAUCAUCUUCAUGAUCAACCUGGCCGUGGCCGACCUGGCCCAUGUCCUCUCACUGCCCUUACGGAUGUAUUACUACAUAAACCACACCUGGCCAUUUGGAAAUUUUCUUUGCCAGGUGUGCUUCUACCUGAAGUAUCUCAACAUGUACGCCAGCAUUUGCUUCCUCACCUGCAUCAGCAUCCAGCGGUACCUCUUCCUCCUCCAUCCCUUCAAAGCCAAGGACUGGAAGCGGCGGUACGACGUAGCCAUCAGCGCUGCCGUCUGGCUCUUCGUCGGGGCAGCGUGCUUACCCUUGCUCGUAGUGAGGAGCCCAGCCUUGUCCAACAGCACAAACACGUGCUUCUCAGACCUGGGCGUGAAGCAGCUGAGCCCGGGAGCCUCCAUCACGCUGGUGACGGUGGCGGAGCUGUUUGGGUUUGUCAUUCCCUUCGGCAUCAUUGCCUGCUGCACUUGGAAGAUGAGGCAGUCCCUGCGGGAGUGUCCAACGCAGCUGCAAAACACCAGUGAGAAGCAGAAGGCUUUGCGCAUGGUCUUGAUGUGCGCGGCCGUCUUCUUCAUCUGCUUCACCCCCUACCACAUCAACUUCCCUCUGUUCAUGAUGGUGAUAGAGAACAUCAUCCAGAACUGCGCCGUUCACAGGAGCACGCUCCGCUUCCACCCCAUCUCCCUCUGCCUGGCAAGCCUCAACUGUUGCCUGGAUCCGGUCCUCUACUACUUCAUGACCUCCGAGUUCCAGGACCAGCUGCUGCACCACAGCUGUGCCGCCCUGCGUGCUCGGUUCACGCGCCGCAGGAACAACCCCUCCAUCACCGAAAGCGGCCAGGACAUUCGUAUGAAGAGAAAUCUUCCACGUUUUAAGUUUUGGUCUCUUCCCAAGUUCUUUGGCCGAAUAAACAGCAUGGAAAUCCCUCCCAUGCCACCUGAUGAGCUUCUGCUGGAGUCCAUCUCUUGA
Molecule: messenger RNA, 1113 nt
Organism: Cariama cristata (Red-legged seriema)
Lineage: Eukaryota; Metazoa; Chordata; Aves; Cariamiformes; Cariamidae
Product: putative P2Y purinoceptor 10
Exons: 1
Coding region: 1-1113 (370 amino acids)
Biological process (GO): positive regulation of Rho protein signal transduction; phospholipase C-activating G protein-coupled receptor signaling pathway
Cellular component (GO): membrane
Molecular function (GO): G protein-coupled receptor activity
Source: RefSeq, a predicted model, not a curated record